UGGCUGAAGCCAUGCUGCUGCCGCUGCGAGCCCUCCUGCUCUGCCUCUGCACCCUGCCGCCCGGGGUGGACCCCGCCGUGCCCCUGGAGGACUUCUACCCCUUCGGUGAGGACAGGGGGGACUCACAGACCAUCUCUCAGGACGACGGAGGCUCUGGACUCCAGGAGAUCUCUGUUGCCUUCCCCUUCUUUGGCGACCGGCACACGGGACUCUAUGUUAACAACAACGGCCUUGUGUCUUUCCUGAGGGAGGUCUCUCAGUUCACACCUGUGGCGUUUCCGAUUGCCGGGGACAGAAGGGUCGUGGCGCCGUUCUGGGCUGACGUGGACAACCGCCGCGCCGGGAGAGUCUUCUACAGAGAGAGCCAGGACCGGUCCAUCCUGAGGAGAGCUUCAGGCGACGUCAGGACCUAUUUCUCAGAGUUCCCCAACUUCAACGCCACGUGGGUUCUUGUUUCGACGUGGCAUCAAGUUACUUUCUUUGGAGGAAACUCAGAAACACCGAUUAAUACUUUCCAAGUGGUGCUGAUUACAGACGGAGAUCUUUCCUUCACCAUAUUCCAGUACAACAACAUCACUUGGACAACAGGCAGGCACUCCAGCAGCGGGGGGAACCUGGUGGGGCUGGGGGGGAUCGCAGCGCAGGCAGGUUUUAACGCCGGAGACGGCAAGCGCUACUUCAACAUCCCCGGCUCCCGCACUGCCGACGUGGUCAACGUCGAGCGGACCACCAACGUGGGCUACCCAGGCAGAUGGGUCUUCCGCAUAGACGACGCAAAUGUAGAAGUCGGGAGCUGCAACUCUGCAUCAGUGUGCCCUCACCUGCGCCCGUGCCUGAACGGAGGCCAGUGCAUCGAUGACUGCAUUACAGGAAACCCCUCCUUCACGUGCUCCUGCUUGGCUGGCUUCACUGGUCGCCGCUGUCAGAUCAAUGUCAACGAGUGUUCCUCCAGCCCGUGUCAGAAUGGAGGGAUGUGUAGUGAUCAGAUAAACAGCUUCUUCUGUCAGUGUCCUCCAGGAUACACUGGGAUGCUCUGUGAAACAGACAUCGACGAGUGUGAGGCCAGGCCGUGUCUGAACAACGCGUCGUGUGUGCAGGACGUUGGUAACUUCACCUGUGUGUGUGAGCCUGGUUACACUGGUGUCCUGUGUGAGACAGAUAUAAACGAAUGUGAGUCCCAGCCCUGCUUGAGUGGAGGACAGUGCAUCGAUCAGGUGGACGGCUUCAGCUGCGUGUGUCCUGCUGCCUUCACUGGAGCAUUCUGUGAAACAGAGCUGAUGACACAGCAGAUGAAUUCCUCAGAGGCACUGAAUCAAACAGAGGAAUGUCUUUGCCAAAACGGGGGCGUCUGCGUGGACACGAAUGGAACCUGCGAAUGCCCCCCAGGCUACACAGGACACUACUGUCAGUUUGAAGUAACUCAGACAGUGUGCAGCAACAGCAGACCAUGUCCCGAUGGGAGUCCGUGUUUGGAGUACGGAGGGACCUACAUGUGCACGUGUUAUACCGCAGUAGACCUCGACCCCAUGGACAUUUACCCCUAUGUACAGCCCCAAUCGGUCUGCGACUCCUCCCCCUGUCUAAAUGGGGGGUACUGCUACGAGCGAGACGGGGGCUACACCUGCGAGUGCAGAUAUGGAUUCUGGGGGAACCACUGUGAAAAAGUUAGACUCAGUACCUGUGCCUCUAACCCCUGCCGCAACGGAGGCUCGUGUAGGGAAGAGGCAGGAAGUUACAGAUGUGUGUGUCCUUACAGGUUCACUGGAAAACACUGUGAAGUGGGGAAACCAGACCCCUGCUCCUCCGGUCCUUGUCUGAAUGGCGGGACAUGUUUUCACUACUUGGGCAAAUAUAAAUGUGAAUGCACCGAGGCGUUCAGCGGCAGGCGCUGUCAGAUAAGCAGGAGCUCAGUGCAAACCUCUGCAGAGCUGGGCUGCGGGCCGCCCCCGCACGUCAAACACGCCGAGGUCCAGUUCUCCUCAACAACGCCGGGCUCCGUUGCCUCGUACAUCUGUCACUCAGGCUUCACGUCCGUACCCAGAGCCACUCAGAGCACCUGUGGCAUCCAGGGAGACUGGAGCCGGCCGCCUGUUUGCGAGGAGAUCAACGAGUGCCUGUCGCAGCCUUGUCUGAAUGACGGCUCCUGUCAAAAUAAGAUCGGAUCCUUUCAGUGUGUGUGCAAGGAGGGCUUCAGUGGAAACCGCUGUCAGAUAGACUCAAACGAAUGCCUGUCAGAGCCCUGCAUGAACGAGGGGACAUGUGAGGACCAGCCCGGCUCCUACCUGUGUCACUGCCCACAAGGCUUCAAAGGACAGAACUGUGAAAUAGAGCAGGACGGUUGUGACUCCAGUCCAUGUCUGAAUGGAGGUGUGUGUCGAGGCUACAGACAGUAUUUCAUGUGCGUGUGCAAAGACGGCUUCUUUGGGGAGCAGUGCCAGAUGUUGGAGGACCCCUGUGUACUGAAACCUUGUGGAAACCGUGGCCGCUGCUGGAGUGACAGGAGAGGAAACUACAACUGUGUCUGCAAAGUCGGUCUCACAGGCAAAGACUGCGACAAAGAUCUGCUGCCUCCGUCUGGUCUCCACGUGCUGCGUGUGGAGGAGAGCGAGGUGGAGCUGCGCUGGGAUCAGCCCAAGUCUUCACAGAGCGUGAUCAGCAUGUUCGCCGUGUCCUACGCUCCUCUGGGCCAAAGCAACCCCAGAACGGACUACCUGGACCGGCAGAGGUCCACCUACGUUUUGCGAGACCUGGAGCCCGGCGUGCUGUACAACAUCUCCACCGUCUCCAUCAAACUGAAAACCAACAGCAACGACUCAAGCCAGCCCGCCACUGCACUGAUUCGCACCAGACCUCAGCGAGUGGAACAGCUGCAGGUGGUUAAUGUGUCCUCCUCUCAGGUUUGGCUGAGCUGGCUGGUCCAGGCUGCUCAUCACGCAGCAGUCAGCAGGGUGCACGUGUCUUUAGUGCCUGCAGACGGGAGUAAGACUCAGACUGCUGCGCUCAACACAAGCACCACACAACACACCUUCAGCUCCUUACAGGCCGGUCAGAUGUACACAGUUCAUGUUCUGACUCAAAGUGGAAUCAGACCAGAUGAGUUUCCCUCCACCAGCCACUCAGCAGGACCGCUGCCUUUCUGGACUAGGCCUCACCCCCCACAGAACCUGUCUCUGUCACACGUGACCUCUAACUCUGCGAUGAUCACCUGGAGCCGCCACCCGAGAAACAUCCCAGAUGGGUUUGUGAUCAACGUGACCCGAGGGCUGAACACCAGGAGUCGCUUCCUGCCCAAUGGGAAGUUAGGCUCCUACACGCUCCGUGAACUGGUGCCGGGACAGCAGUACUACGUGGCUCUCAUGUCUGUUAAAACCAUAGAGCAGGAGCAGAUUCACAGUGUGCCACAGCACUUAGAGUUUACUACCUUGCCAGUUCAGGUGAGACAAGGGAGGAAAGAGAGGCCCACAGCGACAGGACAGGGGGCUCAGACUGGACGAACACUUUCUCCAUCUCAGCCUGAAGACCUGGGAGGAACAACAGGAACAGGAAACUCAGACGACUCGUUCAGAUACACCGAGCUCAUUGACAGCAGAGGAAAGAUAACAUCCAAGUUCAUGUAUUUGCCUCGGAAAACUAUUCGACAUCGAACCAAACCUGAUCCACCUAUCGUAUUAGAGAAGCUGGAGGAGACAACAAACAAAAUCAGCCUUGCUCUGGAGAUGGAAGAAAAAGGUUCGAGAGCACAGUCUGAGUCGCCUCAGGACUGCCGCAGCCGCUCCUGCCAGAACGGAGGAACGUGUGUGAGCGAGGGUGACGCUUUCAUCUGCAGCUGUGCAGCCAGGUUUAAAGGCAAGCACUGUGAACUGAUGUGCCAGCUAACGCCUCGUCAGUGCACCCGCAUCUACUCUGAAACCAAAAGUGUACCGGUGUGGGAGGGCGGAGUCUGCCGCUACCUGUACAAGAGGAUAUAUAAAGUACAGCAGGAUGUGUGUUACCGCGAGACGUGUGAACCAGUGCUUCCCAAGAAAAGUCAAACCAGAAGAAGAUCCAGACAAAAAUGAAGAGCACCUGGAUGCUGUUGACAAGACGUUGGGUACUGUCGUGUAAAAACCUCCUAGCUUCAGUUUUCGGUGUAUAUAAUCUACUUGAAGUAUCUGAUGAUGAUUGUUUUGUGCUGAGAACCCUGUCACAACCCACUGUAGUAGAAACAAACAUUCAUCUGAAGAUGCCUGCCUCUGUGCGCUCCACGCUCCAUCUUUUAAUGUGCCUCGUUGAAGAGAGUCCCAGCAGAAGUGACCCACAUCGGUUUGCUGGCUGACGUCUCACGCAACAGAUCUGACGAGCAAAUAUCGAAAAGCAGCGUAUAAAAGACGUUGUAUACCUCAUUCCCAUGUCCGUGCUGACACAUUAAAGGAGGCUUUUAUUUGUGGUUCAGCUGCAGAUUUGUCCCUCAGGGAAAUCACAAUAAAGUGCUCAAAGUUUUUUUUAAGUUUUGAGCUUUUCAGAACUGACAGGAAGUGUGCAGCAGCUUCAGGAAGAUUUCAGACUUUCUUAAUGUUUUGCACUUUUCUAACGUCGCCAGGUGCUACGUUAUAAUUAUUUUGUUAUUUUCAUGACUCUGCUCAGUAUCCCAUAAUGACAAAGCAAUAACUGCAUUUUAUACAGGUUUGUAAGUUUACUAAAACGAAAACACUGACUUAUCACAUGUCCAUAAUGAUUCAGGCCCAUUAAAAGUUUGAUCCUCAAGUAUUUUAGGGUUUGUGCAACAAACUUUGCACUCCUGGAUUGAGGAUCUUUUUCCGUUUUUCUUUGCAAGUCUUUUCAAGCUCAGUCUGGCUGGAUGUGGGUCAUCUGUGGAGAGGGAGUUUCAGAUCUCCAGGUUGAAGUCAGAGCUCUGGCUGGUCCACUGUAGGGCGUUCAGACCUGUCUCUACUGUGUGGUCUUCUCUGCAGGCUUUGGGUCAUUGUCAUGUUGGAAGGAAAAUUUUGGCCAAAGGGCAAUUUGGACCCGCCCUCCCGCAAAAACAUACGCCAGGAACUGCAAAAUACUUUUUCAUCUAUAGGUCCAAUCACACGAUAACAUUUCAAUUUUAGAGAACUUAUGCCAACUAGGCAACUUGGUUAAGAAGACGUCACCUUCAUCCGUCGUCUGCGUGAACGAUGUAAACAACUAACGAACCAAAAUUUUAUACAUUAAUUUUUAUGUAAUACUUUUCCAAAACACAGGGAGCUGCAGUACACUGUGGUCUUUAGCUCAGUAGUGUCAGGUGUUCCCUCAGCCCUGACCAGUCUCCCAAUCCCCGCUGCUAAAAAAACACCCCCACAUCAUGAUGCUGCCACCACCAUGCUUUACUGUUAGGAUGCUGUUGGACAGGUGGACUCUUGAGAAUCUUGUGUCUUCAAGAAAUAAUCUGCUGAACACUGAUUUCUUGUUCCAACUUUUAUGUUUUGUACAAAUACGUUUAGCUUCCAACAGAUGGACUCAAAUUAAGGUAUAGAAACAUUUUAACAAUCAUCAAGAAACAUAGGACCUGAGCUCAAUUUUAGGUGUUGCUGCAGAAGAUCUGUGCACUUAUGGAAAUAUUACUUCAGUUUUUUUAUUCUUUUAAUGAUUUUACUAAGUUGUAUGAAAUUCUGUUUUCCACUUCGGUACUACAGGAAACUGAGUGCAGAUCAUCCGAAAUAGUUCAAUAAUUGUAGCUUCAGGCUGUAACGUAGUAAAGCUGCAAAAAGUGAAAACUUUCUGAAGCUUCUGUCAAAGUUCAACACAGCCCAUAAAUCCAUGUCCUCUGACAAAGGCGCACAGUUUUCUAUGUAAGAUAUCUUACUCUGUGUCUCAGCAGGCACCGCUCUGUAAAUAGUGUUUAUAGGUUGUUUUGUAGGUGAAUAUUUUAAUAAUAAAAAAGAUCAAAUGUU
Molecule: messenger RNA, 5912 nt
Organism: Austrofundulus limnaeus
Lineage: Eukaryota; Metazoa; Chordata; Actinopteri; Cyprinodontiformes; Rivulidae
Gene: sned1
Product: sushi, nidogen and EGF-like domains 1
Exons: 31
Coding region: 12-4058 (1348 amino acids)
Biological process (GO): cell-matrix adhesion; Notch signaling pathway
Molecular function (GO): Notch binding; calcium ion binding
Source: RefSeq, a predicted model, not a curated record